AUGAGUGACCCGAAGGCGAAAACUGUUGUUAAUGUUAAUGAAGAUAUAUCUUUAAAGGACAAAAGCAUGAGUGACAUGGAUCUCGACAGCUUUUUGAUACCAAAAAAUGUUAUGGUUUAUGAACCGCGUCUGUGCUCCACAGUUGUUUCUGAUGCCAUUACGAACAAUACAGUUGAUGUUCGUCAAUCUGUUUUGCCGCGAAAGAUGAAGGCCCCUAAGAAAUGUAAGGCAGUUAUCAUUCAGUCACAUGAGUCUGUAAUUGCUCAUCGUACCCGUUCAAAGUUUGGAAACAAAAAAGAAGCUGUUGUUGAUAAGGUCACGGCUGCUAAAAGCGUACCUGUUUGCCGUAAACGUUCUAAUUUGAAAACGAUGCAAACAGUUUCAUUCAUUGAAUUCACGAAAGUAGCAGAAAAUCGAUUGCGUUUACCGUGUGCUGUUUCGGAUCAUUUGUGUCUUUCUGUUGACAACCUGCAUGAAGUUUCUGUAAAAAACCUUAGAUGUGAGAAAAUGGAUAAUAGGUUUAAACAUCAAUAUUCAUCUUCUUCCGAACCUUCCAUGAAUGCCGUUAUUAACGAUUAUUAUACACGUUGGUUAGCUUACGUUAUGAAAGCUCACGAGGCCAGGCAUAGAAGAAAAUUAAGAAAACAAUAUCUUGAUAAUAAGAGAUCAAGAUGUACUACACAAGUUCAUCCUUAUUUUCUCAAAGUUGCCGAGGCAAAAAGAAGGCGUAGGUUAAGAAAACUAUAUCUUGAUAGUAAGAGAUCAAAGUUUAAUCCAAAUUUUAUUCCAUCGAAAGUGGAUUCAACAUCUUCAUCAGGAACACGGAUUAAUUUAAAGAACAAAGAAAACAUAACACCUAAUUCUUCAAACAGAAGAUUGCCUACAGAUUGUUCACCAGUUAUUCCUUUAAGAAAUCGUUUAAAUACUUCCCUAAACGGCCAAACUUCCAGUAUAACACCUACUACUAUUAAGAAGAACGGAAAAGAUGUGUUACACCCUUAUACAACUCCCAAUCGUACACCGUUGUCAAAUAUAUCUAACAUACUACCAGUAACUGGUAGCAUUUGUUCAAGAAUGGUUACUUCUACAUCUGGGUCGGUUUUAACUUUGAAUGGAAAGACCAAUGUAGUAUUGCAAAAUUCUUCUAAGUUUAUUCGAAGUUCGAACACCGCAAACAAAGAAAACGUAACACCAUCUUCGUACACUGUUGCAACGUCAUCUACUUUACCACUGACAGAAUGUUAUUCUAUUACUCCGCGGAUUGUGAGUAAACGAACUCCUACAGCUAUGAAGGCGGAUUUGUCUUCUGUUAAAAGGAUGUCUUCUGGAAGGCGUAAGUUGACGCAUACACCAAUCGAAAUAGAACCCAUACGAAUGGCUGAUCUUGAUUCUGAUGAUGAAAAUGUUGUUCAACAAGAGAUAAAGACCUCCGGAAAGGCACCUCUAAAGAUUACCUUGACCAUGGCGACCAAUCUGUUUAUUGUGGGUUAUGCUAUGCAAAGUUGUGGCAAACUGAAGCUGGAAAGGGUCAUGCUUUUUCGAUCUUUAGAUUCAGAUAGCAAGUUUUUCUUAAAGAAUAUUCGACGUUACAAUUCAAUGUUUUCCUUUACUUCUAUGGGAGGAAAAGUGGAUACUAAGAUAAACAAAGGUAAUGCUCCUUUUGUUUAUAGAAUUAGCGGUCAGAAUGCGCAUAGUAUGGGUAGCCUUCUUCCUAAACCCGGUGACCAACCAAAGUUUUCUCAACUUUAUAUUUACGAUACUGAAAAUGAACUGUCCAAUAGGAAGACCUUAUUUGGGGACUCAACAACUCAGUCAUCUUCCAGAUCAAAAGAGCUUGACGAUAAAUUCAUAAAGUAUCUAACUGACAUGUUAGAUUCAAAAAAUAUGUUGGUAAAAACAUAUCGCAUGGUUAGAAACCAUCUUCAUGAGAAACCCAAUGUUUCUCUUAGGCUUCGGUUGAUUUAUCAAAGAGAUAAAGAUGGCAGGACUUACAAUUUACCUACAUCAUCCGAAAUUGCUGCUUUAAUUGUUGGCGAUGAAAAUCAAAGUGUGGAACAACGUGAUAUUAUUGUCGAAGAGCAGUCAGGAGUUCUUAAACGUAUUAGCGAGUUACAUCCUUCAUACCUUGCUUUACAAUAUCCAAUUCUUUUUCCUUAUGGUGAUGAUGGAUAUAGGAUUAACAUUCCUCAUAGAGAUUUUGGUCCGAACACAAAGAAGACACGUCCAAAUUGCACAAUGAGAGAGUUCUUUGCUUAUAGGAUGCAGGAUAGGGACAACAAAUUCUCUCUAAUCCUUAAUGCGAGGAGGUUGUAUCAGCAGUUUAUAGUCGAUGCAUACACAAUGAUUGAAAGCGAGCGGCUAAACUACAUAAGAUUUCAGCAAACCAAAUUACGAUGCGAAUCCUUUAACAGCCUAAGAAGUGUUCAACAAGGUGGCCAGACUGAUCUGUCUCAUACUGGAAAACCUGUGAUAUUACCGUCUUCGUUUACUGGUGGAGCUCGAUAUAUGAUGCAAAAUUACCUUGAUGCUAUGGCUUUAUGUAGGAAGUAUGGGUAUCCUGAUUUUUUCAUAACUAUCACCUGUAAUCCGAAAUGGCCAGAGAUGGUAAGGUUUAUUGGUGACACAUCAGUUAAGCCUGAAGACAGACCCGACAUUCUUUGUAGAUUGUUUAAGAUGAAGCUUGAUUCAUUGAUAAAAGACCUUAAGGAAAAAAAAUUUCUUGGCGAUAUUAAUGCUGUUGUUUACACCGUAGAAUUUCAAAAGCGUGGUCUGCCACAUGCUCAUCUAUGUGUUUUUAUGAAAGCUGAUCAUAAGGUUCCAACUGUUGAACAUAUUGAUCCUUUUAUCUCAGCUGAGAUUCCUGAUAAAAAUGAAGACCCUGAAUUAUAUUCUCUGGUCUGUGAUUUCAUGAUUCAUGGUCCAUGUGGACAUGCUAACUUGAAAUGUCCAUGCAUGGUAGGAAACCGUUGUUCUAAGAAUUUUCCAAAGAAGUUUUUGGAGGCUACAUCUGUUGAUUCAGAUGGAUUUCCGCUUUAUAGGCGAAGGGACGAUGGUCACACGGUUGUUAAGAAGGGUGUGACAUUGGACAACAGGAGCGUCGUUCCAUACAACAAAAGGCUUCUUAGAAGAUAUCAGGCGCACAUCAAUGUGGAGUGGUGCAAUCAGGCAGGUUCAAUUAAGUAUUUAUUUAAAUACAUUAAUAAAGGACCAGAUAGGGCCACUGUUGUUGUUAUAGAUUCAGACAGAGGGAUUGAUGAGGAGAUACCGAAAGAUGAAAUAAAAGAAUAUUACGAGGCAAGAUAUGUUUCUGCAUGUGAAGCAAGUUGGAGAAUAUUUGCAUGUGAAGUUCACUAUCGGUAUCCAUCUGUUAUGAGGUUACCAUUUCAUCUUCCAGGCCAGCAGAAUGUAGUUUUCAGUGGUGAAGAUGAUAUUGAAAAUGUGCUAAACAAACCUCAGGUAAAUUCAUCUAUUUUUUUGGAGUGGAUGAACAUGAACAAAAAACCUGAAACAACGAAACUUACGUAUGUUGAGUUUCCAUCAAAGUAUGUUUGGAAGUUAAAGGAUCGUUGCUGGCAGCCGCGAAAAAAUUAUGUUGUUGUUGGAAGACUUUAUUCAGUUUCUCCUUCCCUUGGUGAAGCUUAUUACCUUAGAAUUCUUCUAACCAAAGUCAAGGGUCCACGAUCUUUUGAAGAAAUUAGAACCUAUGAUGGUGUUGUUUAUCCUACUUUUAGGGAUGCAUGUUAUGCGCGUGGCCUAUUAGACGAUGACAACGAAUACAUUGAGUGUAUUAAAGAGGCCAGUUUUACAGGAAAUGGUCAUUAUCUUCGUUCAUUGUUCGGUACACUCCUUUUGUCUAAUACUCUAUCAAGACCAGAAAUUGUUUGGGAAAAGACGUGGGAGUUUUUGUCGGAGGACAUUUUACACAAUAUGCGGAAGGAUUCUGGGUUAAGUGGUUUUGCUGUCUGUGACGAGCGUUUAAAGAAUAUUACGUUGUCUAAAAUUCAAAACUAUCUUAUCCGUAAUGGAUCCAGCUUGCAUAGAUUCUCACCGAUGCCUGUUCCAGAUGAAGAUUCUACAUUAUAUGAGGCUAAUCGUCUAAUAAAUGAGGAGCUUUCUUGGGAUAAGGACGAAGUUAGCGCUGAAUUCAAUAAGCUUCAUAAUUCUUUAAAUGAUGACCAAAGAGCAGUGUAUAACGAGAUUAUGAGUGCUGUUGGACGUGGGAAAGGUGGUGUUUUUUUUGUGUACGGUUACGGUGGUACGGGUAAGACAUUUCUUUGGAAAACUUUAGCUGCUUCCAUAAGAUGCAAUGGGCAUAUUGUUGUUAAUGUUGCUUCAAGCGGGAUUGCAUCGCUGUUGUUGUCACGAGGUCGUACCGCCCAUUCAAGAUUUCAUAUUCCGAUUAAUCUUACUGAAGAUUCCGUUUGUCAUAUCAAACCUAAUUCUGAAAUCGCUAAUCUUAUAGACGAAGCGAAGUUGAUUCUUUGGGACGAAGCACCGAUGGUACACAAACAUGCUUUUGAAGCUCUUGAUCGUACGUUGAAAGAUGUUUUGAGUGUCUCCGAUUCACGUAAUUCUGAACUUCCCUUUGGUGGAAAGACUAUUGUUUUCGGUGGUGACUUUAGGCAAAUCUUACCGGUUGUACAAAACGGCACAAGGCAAGACAUUGUACACGCCUCUUUAUGUUCAUCUUACAUUUGGUCCACUUGCAAGGUUUUAAAAUUGACCCGUAACAUGCGUUUAUCAGUUGGAAGCAGUAGUUCAAACAUUGAUGAGAUAAACGAUUUUGCCAAAUGGCUUCUUGAAAUUGGUGAAGGCAAUAUUGGUGAUGGUAACGAUGGCGAUUCAACUAUAGAAAUACCAAAGGAUCUUUUAAUCACCGAUUCAACUGAUCCAAUUCAAAGCUUGAUUGACUUUGUGUAUCCAUCAGUUCUUAACCGUUUUAAAGAUCGUGAAUACUUUUCUGAAAGAGCCAUACUUGCUCCAAAAAAUGAGGUUGUACAUGGUAUCAAUGAUCGUUUGCUUGCAUUAUUUCCCGGUGAAGAAGUAGAGUAUCUUAGCUCAGAUACUCUAUGCCCAACUGAGGAAAUUAAUGAUCCAUUACACCAAGAUCUGUAUAAUCCUGAUGUGUUAAAUAGUUUGAUAGUUUCUGGCUUACCCAAUCAUAGAUUGGUGUUAAAGUUGGGUGUCCCAGUCAUGCUUUUGAGGAACAUUGAUCAGCAGAAUGGGUUAUGCAAUGGUACACGUCUUCAGAUCACGCGUCUUGGAAAACGUGUUAUCGAGGCUGAGAUACUAUCUGGAGGUAAUGUUGGUUCAAGAACUUACAUUCCCAGAAUUAGCAUGAUACCUUCAGACAAGAAAAUACCUUUCAAAUUUCAACGAAGGCAGUUUCCCAUAACCGUCUGUUUUGCCAUGACUAUUAACAAAAGUCAAGGGCAGUCUCUUUCCAGAGUUGGUCUGUACCUAAGAGACCCCGUUUUCUCACAUGGUCAGCUUUAUGUUGCGUUGUCGAGAGUAAAGACAAGAAAUGGCGUGAAGCUUUUAAUAUCUGACAAAGAUGGAAGUCCAACGAAUAAAACUAAAAAUGUUGUUUACAAAGAAAUAUUUGGAAAGUUAUAG
Molecule: messenger RNA, 5616 nt
Organism: Helianthus annuus (common sunflower)
Lineage: Eukaryota; Viridiplantae; Streptophyta; Magnoliopsida; Asterales; Asteraceae
Exons: 17
Coding region: 1-5616 (1871 amino acids)
Biological process (GO): telomere maintenance; DNA repair
Molecular function (GO): DNA helicase activity
Source: RefSeq, a predicted model, not a curated record